AUGCCAAAAGACAUUGAUCUGUCUUUAAACGAAAAAGAAUUUAUCCUUGAAGCGUUAAAUAACAAUCUUAGACUUGAUGGGCGAGGAUUUGAUGUUUGGAGAGAUCUAAAGCUAAACUUUGGAAAUUCUUAUGGACAUGUAGAGCUUUCACUUGGAAAGACAAGAAUUUUCGUUCGUAUCUCAGCAGAAAUUACAGAACCUUAUCCAGACAAGCCUUAUGAAGGAAUCUUCACAAUUGAUAUAGAAAUGACACCAAUUGUGUCUUCUUUUGAGUCUUGGAGACUUUCAGAAGAAAUGACAGUUUCAAGUAUUAUUGACAAAGCAAUAAGAAGAUCUCAUAUGUUAGACAAAGAAUCUCUCUGUAUUAUUUAUGGAAAACAAUGUUGGAGUAUACGUGCAGAUGUCCAUUAUUUAGAUCAUGAUGGAAACCUUAUAGAUGCAACAUCUAUUGCGGUAGUUGCAGCAUUAUAUCAUUUUAAAAAACCAGUUGUCACUGUAGAGGGAGAAAAAGUUAUUGUGCAUUCCAUUGAAGAACGUGUUCCUGUUCCACUUAUUUUAACACAUAUUCCGAUAUCUAUUACAUUUAGUUUUUUCAAUGAAAAUCAAAUAUCACUUAUGGAUACAACAUUACAAGAGGAAAAGUUAAGGGAAGGAAGCAUGGUAAUUACUUUAAACAAAAACAAAGAAAUUUGUCAGAUAUCAAAAGUAGGAGGAGUCAUUUUACAAACAUCACAUAUUCUUAAAUGUCUACAACUUGCAUCAAAAAAAGCGUUGGAAAUAACAAACUAUCUUAAUGAAAAAUUAAAAGAAAAUGAGCAAUCUACAAAUAGUAUUUAUGAUAAAAGGUAA
Molecule: messenger RNA, 849 nt
Organism: Pneumocystis jirovecii RU7
Lineage: Eukaryota; Fungi; Ascomycota; Pneumocystomycetes; Pneumocystales; Pneumocystaceae
Exons: 4
Coding region: 1-849 (282 amino acids)
Biological process (GO): U1 snRNA 3'-end processing; nuclear mRNA surveillance; U4 snRNA 3'-end processing
Cellular component (GO): nuclear exosome (RNase complex); cytoplasmic exosome (RNase complex)
Source: RefSeq, a predicted model, not a curated record